AUGGAGGAUCACUUCGGCCGGAGGAUAUCCAGGGAGGAGGAGGAGGCGGUGGUGAAGCCGACGAGGAGCUUCCGGUACGAGGACUACAGCACCAGGCGGGUGUUCCUGCGCAGCUACCCUCUACAGUGGGACUCGCCGGCGCCCGGCGGCGGCGUCGACGAGAAGCAGGGCGGGGCGGAGGACGACGACGAGGACCGGUACGGCGACGGCGGCGGCCGCGACAGGCGGUGGAAGCGGCAGGUGGUGGCGGCGGUGGUGGAGUGGGGCGAGGACAAGCUGCUGCUGCUCCGGCGGGUCAAGAAGCGGCUGGCGCUCUACCUCAUCGGCUGCCACUACAGCCGCCCCGCGCUGCCGUACAAGUACGGCGGCGGCUCAUGCACCACCGCCAUGCUCAAGUCCAUGUGA
Triticum turgidum subsp. durum (durum wheat) is the source of this 405-nucleotide messenger RNA. NCBI's taxonomy places the organism in Eukaryota, Viridiplantae, Streptophyta, Magnoliopsida, Poales, Poaceae. The record is from the annotation of a GenBank genome assembly.